UAUUUCCCAAGACCAGGAAACACGUAAUGGGAAGGAAACUGAAACUUAACUCUCUGUGACUUACAUUGAGAAGAAGCUCCUUCGGUACAAUGGCAGAAGCCGGCGUUUCAGUGGAUCAGUUCAGCUGUCCGGUGUGUCUGGAUGUGAUGAAGGAUCCAGUGACCAUCCCGUGUGGACACAGCUACUGCAUGAGCUGCAUUACUGACUGCUGGAACCAGGAGGAGCUGAAGAACACUGAGAAGAUCUACAGCUGCCCUCAGUGCAGACACACCUUCAGCCCCAGACCUGCUUUAUUCAAGAACAUAGUGUUUGCUGAGAUGAUGGAGAAGCUGCAGAAGACGAAAGUUUGUGCUGCUGCUGGAGCUGGAGACGUGCAGUGUGACGUGUGCAGAAAACACAGAGCUGUUCAGUCCUGUCUGGUGUGUCUGAACUCUUACUGCCAGACUCACUUUGAGCGCCAUGAAGAGUUCCACCCCGGUAAACGGCACACAGUGAUCGAAGCCACCGGGAAACUGCAGGACAUGAUCUGCAAAAAACACCACAAGCUUCUGGAGGUUUUCUGUCGCACUGAUCAGAUCUGCGUUUGCAUGCUGUGCAUGGUGGAUGAACACAGAAAUCACGACACUGUGUCCACUGCAUUACAGAGGACGGAGAAAGAGACUGAGUUGAAAGAGCUGCAGGUGAAAUGCCAACAGAGGAUCCUGCAGAAACAGAAAGAGCAGCAGCAGCUGAGAGAAGCCGUGACAUCUCAUAAACGCUCCGCCAAUGCAGCGGUGCAGGACUGUCAGAGGAUCUGCUCAGAGCUCGUCAGCUCCAUCGAGAGAAGCUGUGCAGAGCUGAAAAAGCAGAUCAGAGAUCAGGAAAAGACGGCAGUGCGUAAAGCUGAAGGAGUCUUGAAGAAACUGCAGGAGGAGAUCGAUGAUCUGAGGAGGAGAGACGCAGAGAUGAAGCAGCUCACAGAAACACAGGAUAACAUUCAUUUCCUGCAGAGUUUUCAGGCUUUGUCUGUUCUUCUUGGAGAAUCUACAGACCACACAGCGCUGGAGAUGACUGUCAGCGCUCAUCCGCCUUUUCAUUACGUGAAAGAAUCUCUUUCUGCCAUGAGGGAGAAGCUCGAUGACUUCUGCAGAAAUGAAUUGAAAACUAUUUCUGACAGAGUGAAAUGUGUGGAGAUCAUUCCCUCACCCUCUCCUGAACCACAGAGCAGAGAGCAGUUCCUGCAUUACUCCUACCAGCUGAAACUGGAUCUGAACUCAAUAUGUCGAGCGCUCGGUCUGUCUGAAGGAAACACUGAGAUCUUUCAGGGUGACACGUGGUAUGAAUAUCCUGAUUAUCCAGACAGAUUUGACUACUGGGACCAGGUGCUGUGUACAGAGAGUGUGUGUGGACGCUCCUACUGGGAGAUUGAGCUGAGUGAAACUGGUUCUGUAGAUAUCGCUGUGUCAUAUAAGAACAUACGCAGGAAGGGUGAUUAUAAUAGGAGGGAGUGUUUAUUUGGAAAUAAUGAUCAUUCCUGGAGUCUGGGUUUCAGCAGAUACCCUGACUUUUCCAGAUGCACAUUCACUCACAACAGCACAGUGACUGCACUCCCUUUCAUCCCAAAAUCCCGUAAAAUAGGAGUGUAUGUGGAUCACAGAGCGGGAACUCUGUCCUUCUACAGCGUCUCUGAUAAAAUGAGCCUCAUCCACCGAGUCCGGACCACAUUCACUCAGCCGCUCUAUCCUGGAUUUAGAGUUAUCUAUGGGACGUGUAUGAAACUGUGUGAUUUAUCAAAAUAGAGGUAUCUUAAAGGGGAACUGUUAUGCAGAAAUCUUGAUGAAUGAUGAAUUCUUGAUUCUUGAUGAAUGAAACACUUUGAUUGAUGUUCUCCCUUUGUACGUGUCAUCAGAGGGGCGGAAGCCAAGCCUUUAUCUGUCCCUCAUUAGCAUAAUCAGCCCUGAGUGAGAAGCAGCCGUCUGACGGGAGUUUUGAAUCAGCCACUAUGGUGGCGCACAUGCAUUUAUGGCUCUAACAAGAGCACAAUCUCAUUUGAAUUGACGGUGGGAAAAGCCAGUAUAAAAUAAUGUAUGAUGUUUUAAAUAUGUUUAAAACUGAGCGAUUUAUCAAAAUAGGGAUAUAUUAGAAUAUAGUUGAAGUCUUAAAGGGGUAAUUCAUCCAAAAAUGAAAAUUCUGUCAUCAUUUACUCUCCCUUUAGUUGUUCCCAAACACAAACACAGAAGAUGCUUUAAAGAAAGACCGUUUGGGUGAGAAUGUCAGUUUCCAGAAAAGAGAAGAGAAAUUAGACUUUUCAUAAUUGAUUUGGAGAAAGGUAGAGUUUGAUUAGGAAUUAUUCGCCCUCCUGUUAAAUCCUAAUUCUUUUAUAUUUGUAUUUUUACCAUUUUCUAUGUAAU
Danio rerio (zebrafish) is the source of this 2390-nucleotide messenger RNA. The record is from RefSeq and is a predicted model, not a curated record. NCBI's taxonomy places the organism in Eukaryota, Metazoa, Chordata, Actinopteri, Cypriniformes, Danionidae.